Molecule: messenger RNA, 3571 nt
Organism: Rhineura floridana
Lineage: Eukaryota; Metazoa; Chordata; Lepidosauria; Squamata; Rhineuridae
Product: zinc finger protein 345-like
Exons: 5
Coding region: 531-2741 (736 amino acids)
Source: RefSeq, a predicted model, not a curated record
CACCGAGGAGGUCUCGCUGCAUCCAGGCCAAAGAGCUCUGUACAAGGAGGUCAUAUGGAAGAUCCAUGAGAUGGCAACCUCUCUAGAUUUAUAUUCCUCCAUGUCUCCCACAUGAGCGCCACAGUCCACAAACUCGCCGACCACCUCCCUUUGCUCUCAGCGUGAACCCUUUAAUGGUUAACAACAACGAUAGAGCUGCCGUUCCUAGAGCAGAAGGGACGAUUGCAAAAGAGGGACUUCCCUUUCCUGUCCGGCCUCUCCGGAAGAAAGGCGGCGAGUGAGCGAGAGAGGCAGCGUUUUAUUGAUUUUGUAGGGGUUCUUCUUAAGAAGGUCUGGGCCAGGCAGGAAGCACUGGCAUCUCGUAGAGGACACCUGGCCCUUUAUGUAUGGAUGUGAAAGUUGGACAAUGAAAAAAACCGGGACCGGUGGCAUUUGGAGAGGUGUCCUUGCAUUUCACUGAGGAGGAGUGGGUCCUGCUGGAUCCAGACCAGAGAGCUCUGUACACCGAGAUCAUAUGGGAGAUCCAUGAGAUGGCAACCUCUCUUGGAGAUGUCCAGGGGAUCACAGAAGUGUUACUGGGAACAUCUGAGGAGCAGAAGGGGGAAUGGAAAUUGACGAGUCAAGAUUAUGCAAAGAGACAAGAAGGGAGAAAAAUGCAAAUGCCAGGGGAUGAAUCCAGUGUUUCCCAAAGUGGUGAAAAUAAAAUUAAAGGGAGUAUUCAUUACCUAAAGGAAAUACGAAUGUCUCCUAAGUGCAGUAAAAAGAUAAAUGGCCAGAAACCCCAGAGAACAUAUUGGAGGAGGCAUACGGGAAAGAAACCAUCUAAAUGCUUAAAAUGUGGGAAGGGAUUUUUUGAUAAACCAACCCUUAGACAUCAGACAGUUUACACAAGAAAGGAACCAAAUACAUCCUUAGGCUGUGGGGAAAGUAUCAGCCAGAGUGGAAGUCUUGCUUCCUGUGAAAAGAAACUUAUGGGGGAGAAACGAUAUACAUUUUCCAAAGGUAGCAAGAGCUGUUCUAAUCAGUCAGUGAUUGCUAGCCAUGAUAGAAUCCACACAACAGGGAAAUCAUAUAAAUGUAUGGACUGUGGCAAGAGUUUUAGGCAGGUUUAUCACCUGGCUAGACAUCAGAGAACUCGCCUAGAGGAAAAUAGGAAAGUGCACACAGGGGGAAAACCUUAUAAAUGCUUGGAAUGUGGAAAGAGCUUCUGUGGUAAAAGUGCCCUUAAUAUGCAUAAAAGAAUUCAUACAGGGGACAAGCGCUAUAAAUGCUUGGUGUGUGGAAAGAGCUUCAGUCAGAGUAGCACAUUUUCUAGACAUCAAAGAACUCAUUCUGGAGACAAACCUUAUCAGUGCUUGGAGUGUAGAAAGAGAUUUGCACAGAGUGGAGCCCUUAAAGUACAUCAAAGAACUCAUACAGGAAACAAACCAUAUAAAUGCUUGGAGUGUGGAAAGAGUUGCAGUACCAAUAGUGCCCUUACUGCACAUCAAAGAACUCAUACAGAGGAGAAACCUUAUAAAUGUUUGGAGUGCGGAAAGAGCUUUAGACAGAAUGGUGCUCUUCGGGUACAUCAACGUAUCCAUACAGGGAACAAACCUUAUAAAUGCUUGGAGUGUGGAAAGGGUUUCACUCGGAGUAGCUCUGUUACUUUACAUCAAAGAACUCAUACAGGGGAGAAACCUUACGAAUGCAUGGAGUGUGGAAAGAGCUUUAAUCAGAAUGGCGAUCUUCAGGUACAUCAAAGAACUCAUACAGGGGAGAAACCUUACAAAUGCUUGGAGUGUGGAAAGAGUUGCAGUACGAAUACUGCCCUUACUGCACAUCAAAGAACACAUACAGGUGACAAACCAUAUAAAUGCUUGGAGUGUGGAAAGAACUUCAGUGAGAGUAGCACCCUUACUAGACAUCAAAGAACUCAUACAGGGGAGAAACCAUAUAAAUGCUUAGAGUGUGGAAAGGGCUUUAGUUGGAGUACCUCUGUUACUUUACAUCAAAGGACUCAUACCGGGGAGAAACCUUAUGAAUGCAUGGAGUGUGGAAAGUGCUUUAGUCAGAAUGGUGAUCUUCAGGUACAUCGAAGAACUCAUACAGGGGAAAAACCUUAUAAAUGCUUAGAGUGUGGAAAGAGCUUUAGUCAGAAUUGCAAUCUUCAGGUACAUCAAAGAACUCAUACAGGGGAGAAACCUUACAAAUGCUUGGAGUGUGGAAAGAGUUGCAGUACAAAUAGUGCCCUUACUGCACAUCAAAGAAUUCAUACAGGGGAGAAACCUUAUAAAUGCAAGGAGUGUGGAAAGAGCUUUCGUCAGAAUGGUGAUCUUCAGGUACAUCAAAGAACUCAUACAGAAGAGAAACCUUACAAAUGCUUUGAGUGUGGAAAGAGUUGCAGUACGAAUAGUGCCCUUACUGUGCAUCAAAGAACUCAUACAGGGGAGAAACCUUAUAAAUGCUUGGAGUGUGGAAAGAACUUCAGCGAGAGUAGCACCCUUACUAGACAUCAAAGAACUCAUACAGGGGAGAAACCUUACAAAUGUUUGGAGUGUGGAAGGAACUUUAGUCGUAGCCACCACCUUACCUCACAUCUAAUUACUCAUAUGGGGACAAACCUUAUUAAUGUAUGGAGUGUGGAGAGAAGUUCAGUCAGCAUGGCCACCUUUUUGGACGUCAAAGGAUCCAUGCAGGGGGAAAGCCUUACAAUGUCUGGAAUGUGGAAAGAGCUUCAGUCAGUGUCACACCCUUGCUAACUAAAAAAAAGCAUACUGGGGGAAAACCAUAUAACUGUACAGAGUGUAGCAUACCUGCUGUGUUUUGCAUCAAAUAAUUCAUAGGAGGAAAUAGCUUGAAAUUCUUCAUUCACAUUGAAGGAUUCUUAAGAGGGAAAAUCCAUAAAAUGCUGAAGGAGCGGAAAGAGCUUCAGUCAUAGACACUAUCUUAGACAAGCAUCAAUACCUCUGUAUGAAGAAGAGGCAUAACUGUGUGAAAGGAAUUCUGAUUUUUAUUACCUCAGAACUGCUGUAUUCUGUUUGGUUUGCUGUGAUUUUAACAUAUAACUGUUUGCAGUGUUAGAAGAAGCAAAAUUGUUUUGAUGCCUUUGUAACAGUUAGGAAGAAGCGAUUGUGGUUUGUGGUUAGCAUUUCCUGAGUCCGUUGUCAGGGUAACACAGUACUAAAAGGAACUAGCUACAGAAUGUUUUCUUUGGAGAAACUACAUAUGCUGAUCAUAUAUUGAGUGAGGUUUUGAAAAAUGUUUAUCUUUGGCUGUUUUUGAAUGUCUUGCCUUGUACCUUAUGAAAUGUCAAAAUAGGGGUUAAAGAUGUAAAAGUUCUUCCUCUUUUUAUGUACGGACGGAAAAAAAAUGGGAUGCGUAGGCCAAGAGCCUGCCCUCAGGGGAGGAUACCAUGGUGGGGAUUGGCACUAAAGGGUCAGGACGUACAAUGUAUAUAUGACGUAUUGAUUAUUAUAAAAAGCUCUGUAUUACCUGAUAUGGGCAGAGUGUGGGUGGUUCGAAUGGACCCCUCCCCUCCCAUUAGCACUACUGGUCUUUGUAUUUUUAUUGAUCAAUAAAUAUCUGUCUU